CGUUGUCAUCAUCAUCAACGACAAAGAUGACGGAAAAUAUUUUAUUUGAUUGUUUACAAUUUACACCAUCAACAAUAAAUUAUUGUGGUCAUUCAUUACCAUUAAAUCAUUGGAUUAUACAUAAAACUGAUGAUCUUAUUGAUGUUAUGUCGGUUGAUCCAUCAAAUCUUUUAGAAUAUGUAUUAUUUAUUGAUCAAAAUCAAGGAAAAUUCCUUCUGAAUUGGUCAAAUUAUCAAAAUAUAUCUGAAUUUUGUUUACAUUUUGAUUAUAUUUAUUCAAGUCAUUGUAAAUUUGAUAAUUUUAAAUGUUUAUUAAAUGCUUCAUUUACAAAUGAACAACAAAAUAAUAUUCAACCAAAUAUUACUUUGAAUUAUAUUGAUCCAAAUGGUUGGCAACAAAUGUACAUACAAUUCAAUCUGAUUGAUCAACCAAAAUCCUUUUUCCUUCAUAAACCAAUAUUGGCUAUUAAUGGUCAAAUUUUUCAACAGCAAAAAGAAACCACCAAGGAAAGUCUAAAACUAAAUAUGGAUGCUUAUAUUGCAAUCAAAAUGAUUGAAAUUCUUCAGGGACAAUGUCCAAAACGUAUUGGUACAAGAACUGGUUUUUGGAUCAGUAUAAUGAUCAUAUUCACCAUUAUAACAUUAUCACCAUUUAUCUAUUUGAUUGUGGAAAAUAUUUUUAAAGAAUAUCGAAAACAAACAAUGACGACAUCUUGUGAUCGGGAAAAAAGGAGAAAAUAA
Dermatophagoides pteronyssinus (European house dust mite) is the source of this 740-nucleotide messenger RNA. RefSeq lists its product as uncharacterized. Lineage: Eukaryota; Metazoa; Arthropoda; Arachnida; Sarcoptiformes; Pyroglyphidae. The record is from RefSeq and is a predicted model, not a curated record.